Messenger RNA from Closterium sp. Yama58-4, 2025 nucleotides. NCBI's taxonomy places the organism in Eukaryota, Viridiplantae, Streptophyta, Zygnematophyceae, Desmidiales, Closteriaceae. The record is from the annotation of a GenBank genome assembly.
AUGGGCGUGGGCAGGCGGGGCGGGUGGGUGGAUGGCGUGUUGGAGGAGGCGGCUUGCAGCGUCAAUGCCUUCGCUGACGACGGUAGCUUCCUGGCACUACAGCUGGCUCGUGCUGACGUGGCGGGGCGAGGUGUGGGUGGAGGGGAGUCGGAGAAGCGGGUGGAGGUUGGGGAGGAGGCAAGGGAUGCAGAUGGUGGGAAGAGAGGAGCAGCAGGGGAGAGGGAGCGAAAUGCAGUAGGCAUUGGUGGGGCGGGAGGGAGGGCAGAGGGAGUAGGCGCAGGUGAUGGGGAGAAGGGUGAGAGGCGGGAGGGCGGUGGUGGACGGUGGAAAGAGGGGUGCGGGAGAGGAGGUGGAGAUAUCAUGGGGAGGGGGAGGGGGGAGGGCAUGGAGGGCGGUGGUGGGCGAGCGGGUGCAGCUGCUAUGUUUGCUGACGAUGCACGCGUGCAGGAGAUACGGGCAGAGGGGACAGCCAAUCAGAUGGCUGCAAAGGCCAUGCGGCUCAAGCUGAUGGGCAAGGCCGAGGAAGCUGACUGCUGGCAGGUGGGAGGGGCGCAGGUGGGAUGGGCGCAGGUGAGAUGGGCGCAGGUGGGAUGGGCGCAGGUGGGAUGGGCGCGAGUGGGAUGGGCGCAGGUGGGAUGGGCGCCAGUGGGAUGGGUGCAGGUGGGAUGGGCGCAUGUGGGAUCGGCACAGGUGGGAUGGGCGCAAGUGGGAUGGGCGCAGGUGGGAUGGGCGCAGGUGGGAUGGGCGCAGGUGGGAUGGGGCGAGUGGAGAAUGCGUGCAGCAGCGGCCAAGUCCCAGCCCCCUCCACCAGCACCACCGCCCGCGCUGCUGGCUGCACCGGCCACAUCCAAACUGGAGCCCCGGGCCCUUGGGGAGGGCGGGGUGGACGUACAAGGGGAGGCGGGGGAGGGGGAGGGGGAGGGGGAGGGGCGGAAGGAGGUGGUGCAGUUGCCACUGGUGGAUGGCAGGGGGCGCUACCUGCCAGCUGUCAUGGCGGCACGGGAGGGGCGGGACGAGGUGCAGGCAGGGCGGCGGGAGAAGCGUGUGGAGCGAUACGAUGUGGAGGGGGGCACGGGGCAGCUGGCGAGGUACUUUGCGGACGAUGACGGGGCGUCGUUGCGGCAGCUGGUGGCGGCGGAGUGGGCGGGCGGCGCGCACGACCUGAGCAGCUGGGACCGGCGCGUGGCGGCGGGCAUUGGGCGGGCGGGGCGACGGUACAAGGGGCCAGUGGAGGUGGUUGUUGAGUACGCCUGGGAUGACGGGCUGCACGCAGGGGGGGGCGGAGGGGGGCGGAAGAAGGGCAGGGCGUCACAGCAGCAGAGGGAGAAGGCGGGGCAGGUGGGAGAGUUGAGGCGGCAGGCAGCGGUGCAGCAGUGCAUCAACAGCCCCGCCCUCCCGCGCCACCUCGUGCUGUCUGUUGCCGCCCACAGCUACCUCAUGCUGCCGCCCGGCAGCUCGCUGCUGCCCAACCACGUGCUCAUCGUGCCCUCUGAGCACGAGGGCAGCAUGCGAGUGGUGGAGGAGGCGGUGUGGGAGGAGGUGCGCAACUUUAAGAAGUGCCUCACGCACAUGGCCAUGGCCUCAGAGGAGGGCGCGAGGGCGUUGGACGAGGCGGAGAGUGAGUUGUGCGAGCAGCACAGCAAGCGCAUCAUCGACACGCGUGCCAUCAGGGGCAGGCUGCGCGGCGCCAUCCCGCCCAACUUCCCCUACUUCCACGUCGAGUUCGGCCUCCAGGCGGUCGAAUUAGGGGUACCAACAGACAAAACCAGCAGCCAUGACCACGUGGCCUCAUCCCCUGACAGGCCCCCUUCAACCCACCUGCUCCACAUUGCUGCUCAUCCCAUCCCUCCCCCUCCCUGGGAGGGCGGGUAUUGGCAUAUGAUUGACGACGAGAGCUCCUUCAAGCCGUCGUUCGGCCGCGAUGUGAUCGCCGGCAUGAUGGAGAUGGACCCUGAGCGGUUCGGAGGGAGAGCGCGCGCCAGAGGGGGGCGGGGAGAGGUGGGGUCGCGCCUACAGGAGGUGUAG